GUCUCUAAAAUGUAUGCUAUCCUAGCUCUAUAAAAUUAAAUCAAAUUGGUUAAGGCUCAAGUAACUACAGGAAAACGAUACGAGUGUAAUACACGUCUCAAAUAAUGCUCCAAAUUUCAAUGUCUCCACGAACUCUAAUAUAUUUUAAAAAAUAAAAGAAAUAAUGCAUCAAGUCUCUAGAUGCAUGCUUGCCUUCCUCUAUAAAUACCAGCUCAUCUUGAGUUAACGAAACUUGCAUUCCAAGUUGGAUUACCAAUAGCUUUAACAUUGGUCUAAAUUUAUUUCUUCAGAACUCUGUUUCUAACUCUCUACUCUCUAUGGCUCCAGUGCCUAGUUCUCCCGUCAACGUAGGACACAUCGAUGAUGUGCAAGAACUCAGGAAGUUUAAGCCCAACACUAUUCCCGAAAGAUUUAUCAGGGGCGUACAAGAGAGGCCAACACCACCAACAGCUUUAAUCUCAUCCUCUGAUCUUCCCACUAUUGAUUUAUCCAAACUUUUAAAAGGAAACAGAGAUGAAAUAUUGCAGCUAGCCUCUGCCUGCGAGGAAUGGGGAUUUUUUCAGGUAAUUAAUCAUGGAAUUGCUCUAAACCUACUAGAAAGCAUUGAGGGGGAGGCAAUGGAAUUCUUCGGGCUACCUUUGGAGGAAAAGCAGAAGUACCGAAUGGCACCGGGCACAGUUCAAGGAUACGGGCAAGCUUUUGUGUUCUCAGAGCACCAAAAGUUGGAUUGGUGUAACAUGUUUGCUCUGGGGGUUAUACCCGACUCUAUAAGAAACCCUCUAUUAUGGCCAAAGAAGCCAACAAACUUCAGCAAUACUGUUGAGAUUUACUCUAAAGAAGCAAGAAAGCUUUGCCAGAAUCUAUUGAAGUACAUAGCUUUAGGCCUUGGCCUAAAAGAGGACGUAUUUGAAAAGGCGUUUGGGGUGGCCGUACAGGCAAUAAGGAUGAAUUACUAUCCACCAUGUUCGAGACCUGAUCUUGUUUUGGGGCUGAGCCCACACUCCGAUGGAAGUGCUUUAACUGUUUUGCAGCAAGGAAAGGGCAACUCAGUAGGGCUUCAGAUCCUUAAGGACGACAAGUGGGUUCCUGUUCAACCUCUCCCAAAUGCACUUGUGAUCAACAUUGGCGAUACAAUGGAGGUUGUUACAAAUGGCAGGUACAAAAGCGUGGAGCACCGAGCUGUGACUCACAAGCAGACUGACCGACUUUCGAUAGUCACAUUUUAUGCACCUAGCUAUGACAUAGAGCUUGGACCAAUGCCAGAAUUCGUGGAUAAAAACAAUCCAUGCAAAUAUAGAAGAUAUAGUCAUGGAGAAUACAGUAAACACUAUGUCACAAACAAGUUACAAGGAAAGAAAACCCUGGAGUUCGCGAAGAUUCCAACCAAAAACUCCUACUAAAGCAUCACAACUUUCCCACCUAGGGAUACCAAUGCUCGAUACUGUAUAGAAUUUAGCAGAGCAGUAUUGUGACGUCAGCAUUCAGCUAAUAUUAGGGGGAAAAUAUCAAUCAACAUGCAGAAUGUACAUCUUGUCUUUACUUAUUUCUAAAUUUAAAUGGGUUGUACAGUUAAAAGUUAACUCUUGCCUAGUUGAGCGUUGUUAGAUUCGACAAUUUGGUAAUGGGGCCUCUGAGAUUUGACGCUUCUCAUGUCAAGUCAUGUUCCAUCUUUUGGGAUUUUCAAUCAAAUAGCAGCUGUACUAGUAAGAAAAACAAGUGCAACAUGACGAAGACGUCCCUUUUCAACAAGAUUCUAAGAAGCAUCUACAUAUGGGGAACUAACAACAUAGUACGCCACCAGAUUGUUUUAAAGCCACCAAGAUAAGAAAUGGAAGAGGCAUCUAUGACUAUAAUUUGGGUAAAGGACUUCUUGGGUAGUGGCCAUAAAAGAGCUCAUAAAUUAUGAAUUUGUUCACAUCUAGUGCUUCAAUAGAAACAUAAACUAUUUCACUAAUUUUCUUUUAGUUCUCUGAGUGCUAAGAACAAGCAGUCCACAAAGCGAACCAUGACUAGACCAAAUGUAAUAAUGUCUUGAACAAACUAAUUGAAAGAGCCCAUGUAAUAAUGGCUUUUCAUGCUGACCCACCACAGAGCUGGGCAGGUGAGCAAAAUAGUGUUUCAUCCACCAGAAGUUCAAUCAGAAAUGGCAGAGAGUGCCUAAUGAAAGUAGUAAUCUCCAUUUGUUAGAAAAAGUUGAAGGGGCACAAAGGGUGCAGAUAAACUUCACAUGCAAAUAUCGAAGUAUCUGAUAAAAUGUCUUGGAAGAGAUGGAGGAAUAACCAAUUAGGAAGUUAUAACUUAGAAGUUAAAAUUCCUAAUUACGUCCUGAAGAUUUUGUUUGACUAGGAUCCAAAUUCGACAAACAUUUGGGCCCGUGAAUUGUAACAAGUAUUUGAGGAGAAAGACCAAAAUGUUCAACGGGGGAACAAAAAAAUCUAAUUUAGAACAUCUUAUUGUCAUAAAAAUGUCCUAUACCUUGAAACUAAUCCAUCUGGUUGAGGAUAAAUUUACUCGCGUUCUAGUGGACGGCAUACAGCAGAAGGAAAAGAAAAAAUGGAAUUUGAAGUCCGGUAAUAGGCGGAGAAAUUGUGAGUUGAGUUGAAAACAUCAAAUUUAGUUAACACGAAGUAUAUAUGUAAAACUUAUUUCUUUAUUUGGUAGCUGUGGGAAUGGAUUAGAAAUAAAUGGGCAAAAACGGUCAAGUAAGAUUUGAAAGAUUGACUAACAAAUCAUGCAAACAUAGUUAAAUUCAUGCUAAAAUAUAAUUGUUAGCCAGUGAAAUCAUAAUGAAGUCCACUUAUCUUUAUUGGAAGGAAACUAAAAUUUUGGAUAGUAAAAUUCGACCUUCAAUUGGUGUUAAUGAUAAAGACUAAACAUAUUUAGAUUUCAAAAUUGAAGAUAUAAUUAAAAAAAUUCUAAGUUUAGAAACAAAUGAUAAUCAAAAUACGGAGGCAAAGAAAUUUAUAAUUCGAAAAUUUUUCUUGCUGAUUGAAAACUUAUGAAAGGUUUAGCCUAGUAACAAUAACAAUAACGAGGUCCAGGUGAACAAGUGCAUGCUGUCAUGUUCACAUUGUUAGUGCCAAUACAGGCGUGAUGAUUGUAAGCAGUCAAAAUCACUCAACAAAAGCAAUUAUAAAAUGAUUGCAGUAGAAGAAUUCCUUAUCAUGCCUCACUUACCAUCCAAAUGCAUUAGCAAUCUCAAC
This is a messenger RNA of Cucurbita maxima (winter squash), 3203 nucleotides long. RefSeq names its product protein SRG1-like. The transcript is spliced from 4 exons. NCBI's taxonomy places the organism in Eukaryota, Viridiplantae, Streptophyta, Magnoliopsida, Cucurbitales, Cucurbitaceae. The coding region runs from base 318 to 1400 and encodes 360 amino acids. The record is from RefSeq and is a predicted model, not a curated record.